AUGAGAUUCUCGUCUACUUUAUUUGUUGCACUUUCUGCAUCUUUGGCGAUUGCAGUUCCUGUUAGCUCGGGGACUGAAGCAGCGGCCGAAUGGUUUGACAAGGCCUACUCCGAGAAGCGUUCUCCCAAGGAAGAUGCUGCUGCUGCUGCGUGGUUCGACAAGGCUUAUUCCGAGAAGCGUUCUCCCGAGGAAGAUGCUGCUGCUGCUGCGUGGUUCGACAAGGCUUAUUCCGAGAAGCGUUCUCCCGAGGAAGAUGCUGCUGCUGCUGCGUGGUUCGACAAGGCUUAUUCCGAGAAGCGUUCUCCCGAGGAAGAUGCUGCUGCUGCUGCGUGGUUCGACAAGGCUUAUGAGUCGAUUUAA
Molecule: messenger RNA, 360 nt
Organism: Penicillium samsonianum
Lineage: Eukaryota; Fungi; Ascomycota; Eurotiomycetes; Eurotiales; Aspergillaceae
Exons: 1
Coding region: 1-360 (119 amino acids)
Source: RefSeq, a predicted model, not a curated record